Linum trigynum is the source of this 1914-nucleotide messenger RNA. Lineage: Eukaryota; Viridiplantae; Streptophyta; Magnoliopsida; Malpighiales; Linaceae. The record is from the annotation of a GenBank genome assembly.
AUGUCGAACACUACCGCCGACGCUCCCGCUCCUUCAACACCAUCGCCGUCCCCACCACCGCCCGCGGCAGCUUCUCCGCCGCCACCUAAGCACUCCCCUCCGCCGCCUCCACCAAAGCACUCCCCUCCUCCGCCGCCGUCCACAAAACCACCCCCGAAAUCGCCACCUCCCGGCUAUGACGUCAGGAAGUCGCCGCCUCUACCACCGCCGCCGGUACAGCCGUUCGUAUCGCCACCGGCUCCUGUAGCCGGUGACGUCGCGCCUCCGCCGCGGCGGUCGCGGCCGCUCGGCCCGCCGUCGCAUCGGGAGAAGGAGGGAGGGUCGCAGGACAAUAAUAACGGCAACAACGGGGUUGCGAUUGGUGUCGGCGUCGUUGUGGGCGUGGCGGCGAUCCUUUUCAUCGCCAUGCUGUCGUACUUCUGUUGUUGCAGGAAGAGGAAGCGGAAGGAGGAGCUCACUUACUACUCCACCGCGCCACCUCCUCACAAAGGUGGUGGUUACUACAUGGCGUCACCUAAUCCAGGCAUGAUGGCUGGAUACUACGCCACAUCCCCUCCACCACAAACCUGGCAGGUCAACAAGACCGACGGCGGCGCCGCCGCCGCCAGCCGCUGGCAAACCCAAACACCACCGCCGCCACAGUACAACCCGCCACCAACCACAUCCGCGGGCCGCCCCCCGCCGCUCCCCGCCGCCGCGGCCUCGUCCAGCGACGACUUCAGCUCGUCCUUCUCCGGGAACCACGGCGCGCCCGCGCCGCCGCCGCCGCACCCGGGGUUGGCGCUGGGGGCCGGGUUCCACCACAACAACAGCAACGCGUUCAGCUACGAGGAGCUGCAGAUCGCGACCAACGGGUUCGACCAGUCGAACCUGCUCGGUCAGGGCGGGUUCGGUUACGUUCAUAAAGGUGUGCUGACCAAUGGGAAAGACGUGGCGGUGAAGAGCUUGAAGGCCGGGAGCGGGCAAGGGGACAGGGAGUUUCAGGCCGAAGUGGAGAUUAUUACUAGGGUUCACCACCGCCACCUGGUGACGCUGGUGGGGUAUAGUAUUGCGAGGGACCAGAAGUUGUUGGUUUAUGAGUUCGUGCCUAACUCGACCCUCGAGUUUCACCUUCACGGUAAGAACCGGCCCACGAUGGACUGGCCCACCCGUCUCAAGAUCGCCAUUGGAGCAGCAAAGGGACUGGCCUACUUGCACGAGGACUGCCAUCCACGUAUUAUCCAUCGAGAUAUCAAGGCUGCAAAUAUUCUACUCGACUACAAUUUUGAAGCCAAGGUGGCGGAUUUUGGAUUGGCUAAGCUGUCACAAGACAACUAUACUCAUGUAUCGACUCGUGUGAUGGGGACUUUCGGGUAUCUGGCUCCAGAAUAUGCAUCAAGCGGGAAGCUUACCGACAAAUCAGAUGUCUUCUCAUUUGGAGUUGUGCUACUAGAGCUCAUAACUGGUCGCCCCCCUCUCGAUCUUCAAAACCAGAUGGACGAUUCUUUAGUGGAUUGGGCUAGGCCUCGGUGCUCGAAAGCAUUGGAAGACGGGAACUGCCAGGGAUUAGUUGAUCCACGCCUCGAAGGCAAUUACGAUCCUAAAGAGAUGAGUCACAUGGUAGCUUGUGCUGCUAAUGCAAUCAGACACUCCUCCAAGAAACGUCCCAAGAUGAGCCAGAUCGUUCGAACUUUGGAAGGAGACGCAUCACUCGACCACUUGAACGAUGGAGGAGUGAAGCCAGGGCAAAGCUCGUACUUUGGACAGGCAUCUUCUGAUAACAACUCAGAGUAUGACCAUGUCUCCUAUAGUGCAGAUAUGAAGAAGUUUAGAAAGGCAGUAUUGGAGUACCAAAGCAGUGAAUAUGGCAUGACGAGCGAAUAUGGACUCAACCCUUCUGCUUCGAGCAGUGAAGAAAUGUCCAGAAAGCACUAG